CCCCGCCUUCCCGAACUAGUUUUACGUCAUGAUGCGAAAAUCCCUCGGGUCCGGCCUCGGUCGUCGUGCCAGCGCUACCCCUCCUCUUUCUCCGUUCCCCCACCUCGAUUCCUUCUCGUCAUCCCACUUCAAGUAAAUUUCAGACAACGACAACCCUAGGACAACCGAGAACUCCCAGUAUCUGCAUUGUGCUCUCCAGAUUGUCGCAUUUUUAGUCUACUCACGUUCAAAUCGCACAAAAUGGCUGGCCUUAUGAAGGAGUUGGGUCUGAAGCCCGGCGUCAUCUACGGUGACGACGUCCUCAAGCUCUUCCAAUACGCUCGCAAGAACGCCUUUGCUCUUCCCGCGAUCAAUGUCACCUCGUCGUCGACUGUCGUCGCCGCUCUCGAGGCCGCCAGAGACGCCAAGUCCCCCAUCAUUCUCCAGGUUUCCAACGGUGGUGCUGCUUUUUUCGCCGGCAAGGGCGUCUCAAACGAUGGUCAAGCUGCCUCGAUUGCCGGCGCUAUCGCUGCCGCACACUACAUCCGUUCCAUUGCCCCCGUCUACGGUAUCCCCGUCGUCCUGCACACCGACCACUGUGCCAAGAAGCUGCUGCCCUGGCUGGACGGCAUGAUGGACGCCGACGAGGCGCACUUCAAGGAGCAUGGCAUCCCGCUGUUCAGCAGCCACAUGAUCGACCUGUCGGAAGAGGCCGUUGACUACAACAUCCAGACUACCGCAAAGUACCUGCAGCGCGCCGCCCCGUGGAAGCAGUGGCUGGAGAUGGAAAUCGGUAUCACGGGCGGUGAGGAAGACGGCGUGAACAACGAGAACGUCGACAACAAUUCCCUCUACACGCAGCCCGAGGACAUCUGGGACAUCUACCAGGCAUUGAGCAAGAUUUCCCCUUACUUCAGCAUCGCCGCUGGCUUCGGCAAUGUCCACGGUGUCUACCAACCCGGCAACGUCAAGCUCCACCCAGAGCUUCUCGCGAAGCACCAGAAGUAUGUGUGCGAGAAGCUCCAGACCGGCGACAGCGACCCGAAGCCCGUCUUCUUCGUGUUCCAUGGCGGUUCGGGCUCGAGCGUCGACGACUUCCGGACAGCGAUCGACAAUGGCGUUGUGAAGGUUAAUCUUGAUACCGACCUGCAGUGGGCGUAUUUGUCCGGGCACCGCGACUACAUCACCAAGAACAUCGAGUACCUGAAGACGCAGGUCGGCAACCCUGAUGGAGCACACAAGCCAAACAAAAAGUUCUACGACCCCCGUGUCUGGGUUCGCGAGGGCGAGAAGUCGAUGAAGGCGAGAGUGAUGCAGGCGCUCGAGGAUUUCAGGGCAGCCGGCAGCCUCUAGAGUAUCCGUUAUCAAUCAUGGGCAGCCAAUGCCCUCAAAAGUACCUAACUAUCCUUAGCUUCGUCCCUUUGCUAGACUUGGGGGAACGAUUGCUGUAUUAGGCGAAACGAA
Messenger RNA from Canariomyces notabilis, 1443 nucleotides. RefSeq names its product fructose bisphosphate aldolase. Gene Ontology annotation, cellular component: cytosol. The transcript has 5 exons. The coding region runs from base 241 to 1332 and encodes 363 amino acids. Gene Ontology annotation, biological process: glycolytic process; gluconeogenesis. NCBI's taxonomy places the organism in Eukaryota, Fungi, Ascomycota, Sordariomycetes, Sordariales, Chaetomiaceae. Gene Ontology annotation, molecular function: fructose-bisphosphate aldolase activity; zinc ion binding. The record is from RefSeq and is a predicted model, not a curated record.